Messenger RNA from Prorocentrum cordatum, 1624 nucleotides. The record is from the annotation of a GenBank genome assembly. Lineage: Eukaryota; Dinophyceae; Prorocentrales; Prorocentraceae.
GAGGAAGCCCGGAGGGAGGCCGACGCGGCGCACGCCGCAGCCGCCGCGGGGCAGGCCGAGGCCGCGCCAGUCCGCCCCGAGGCCCUCGCCGCGGCCGCCCUCGCCACCUCGUCGGCGGCGUUCGAGCGGUACCGCGCCUCGCUCCGGGCAGGCAACGGAGCGCUGCUCAAGCAGUUCCGGACUCUGGUGGCCUGCGAGCGCGGCCUCUCCGGCGCGGACCACUGCCUCGGCGCCCUGGGCCUGGGGCGCUGCGGCGCGGCGGUGGAGGCCCUGCUGCAGCUGGCGGACCUCUGGCUCGAGCAGCAGGGCGCGGCCGCCGCGGGGCCCGAGGGCGGCAGGGGCUCGCCCGGUCCCGCGGGGCCGCCGGAGGGCCUGGAGGCCGCCGCGUGCGAGCUGUUCGAGGAGCUGUGCGCGGCCGUGGCGGAGCUGCCCGAGGCGGCCCCGGGCCUGCAGUGCGCGAGCCCGGAGCUGUACGCGGACGCCCUGCGGGAGCGGUGGAGCGGCAGGGGCGUCAUAGCCAGCGACGGCGGCGGCCGCGGCGAGCGCUGGGCGGCGCGCGCCGCGGCCCUCUUCAGGAUGAAGGACACCAUCUCCUCCACGUACGCCUGGGCCCUGCUGCCGCGCGGGGCGCUGGAGCGCCUCCUGCGCGCCGCGGUCGAGGGGGAGGGCGGCCGCGCGGUGCCCAGGGCGGUGGACCCCAUGGCGGGCACGGGGCUGCACGGGCUGCUGCUGCGCGCCGCGGGCGCGGAGGUCGCGCUCGCAGACGCCGUGAGCGGCGGCGACACGCAGGCGGCCGGCGCGGGCCCGCACCCGCGCGGCAUCAGCCUCGGCGCUGCGGCGCUCGGGCCGGGGGAGGCCGCCGUCCUCACGCCGGGCAUCGUGCCGCUGCUGUGGCAGCCGGUGGAGCGAGUGGACGUCCUCGAUGACGGCGAGGAGGCAGCGGCUUGGUGGCGGAGGCAUUGCUGCUCUGGUCCUGGCACGCUGGUGGUGCCCAUCCUUUUCCUGUCCUUCCCGCCGCCGCCGCCCUCCACGGUCGCAGAGGCCGCGCUGAGGAGGUUCGUUGGCGACUGGGUGCUGUUCGUGGGCGAGUGGCGCGGCUGCACCGGGUCGGCCGCUUUCUUCGAUGCACUGGACGCCGGCUGGGACAUCGCCCGGGAGGAGGUUUUGCCACGCUGGCCCAUGAUGGACGACAAGGCCGUGUUGCUGCGCCGCCGCCCCGCGGCGCACAGCGCGCCGCACGCCCACGCGCCAGGAGCGCCCCUGAGGGUCUCGCACUCUCCUUCGGACAAGCUGGAGGUAGCGGAUGUCUGGCUCGUGGACGAGGAGAGAGGCAUCUCGCUGCGCGUGCUCGCGAAGGCAGGCGACGGCGGCGGUGGCGGCGCCACGCCCACGACGGACGGCGCCGUGGCGCCCGGGGAGACUGGCGCUGUGCUGUGGGGCGCCUCGCGGGUGUUGGUGGACUACCUGCGCCGGGUGGACACCAGGAUCCUGGGGCGUGCCGAGAGCAUCGUCGAGCUGGGAGCCGGGUGCUUCGGCCUGGUCGGGGCGUACCUCCGGCACCGGCUGCGCAGCAGCAAGAUUGUGCACACGGACCUGCCCCACGUGAUCCCGAGACUGCACGAGA